Messenger RNA from Macadamia integrifolia, 1518 nucleotides. RefSeq names its product strigolactone esterase D14-like. NCBI's taxonomy places the organism in Eukaryota, Viridiplantae, Streptophyta, Magnoliopsida, Proteales, Proteaceae. The record is from RefSeq and is a predicted model, not a curated record. The coding region runs from base 256 to 1059 and encodes 267 amino acids. The transcript is spliced from 2 exons.
GUGACAGAUAUAGGUUCUUUGUGGAGAGGUACUUUACCAUGCCAAUUUAAUACCCACCUCCCUCACCUUCUCCCUCUCAUUCCCAUCGCUUGGAAGUUGGAAUAUUGAACUGAAAUUCAGGUUAGAAAAUAACCUAACCAACCUUUCUUUCUCUCUCUCUCUCUUGAAAGAAGAGGGAGAGGAGAAAAAGAAAGAGAAAAGAGAGGGUGUUUCACUUUAACUUGCUUACUCUGGUUGCAAGCCAAAACAUAAAAAAUGGCGAACAAUCUGUUGGAGGUUCUGAACGUGAGAACGAUCGGCAUCGGCGACAAGAUACUGGUUCUCGCCCACGGCUUCGGCACAGACCAGUCUGUAUGGAGGAGCAUCGUUCCUUACUUCACCCCUCACUACCGUAUCGUACUCUACGACCUCGUCUGCGCAGGAAGCGUCAACCCUGAUUACUUUGAUUUCCGACGAUACACCUCUCUAGAGCCUUACGUUGAUGAUUUACUCAACAUACUCGAUGCCCUCCACAUUGAAAGUUGCGCCUACGUCGGCCAUUCCAUCUCUGCUAUGAUCGGCAUCCUCGCCUCCAUCCGCCGCCCUCAACUCUUCACCAAACUCAUCCUCAUCGGCGCCUCCCCAAGGUUCUUGAACGACACAGAUUAUCACGGGGGAUUCGAUAGGGGAGAGAUCGAGAGGGUUUUCACGGCGAUGGAAGCUAAUUACGAGGCUUGGGCUAGUGGAUUCGCACCUUUAGCGGUGGGGGCCGAUGUGCCGGCGGCAGUAAGAGAAUUCACGAGGACAUUGUUCAAUAUGAGGCCGGACAUAUCGUUGUUCGUGUCGAGGACGGUGUUUGAUAGCGAUCUGAGAGAUGUUUUAGGGCAAGUCAGUGUGCCUUGCUGCAUCAUCCAGAGCGCCAAAGACGUGUCGGUGCCGGUAUCGGUGGCCAUCUACUUGAAGAACCACCUAGGAGGGCGGAACACGGUGAAGAUAUUGCAGACUGAGGGACAUUUGCCGCACUUGAGUGCGCCUAACUUGCUGGUUCAGUAUCUCCGGCGAGCUCUCUCCCGGUGCUGACAGUGACAGUCAAUGGUAGUAAAAAGGUCGCUCGCAUUUUCUGCUUCUGGAUUAAUCAUUAUUUGUAACCACAUCGUACUUCACAGUUCACACGCAGCAAUUAAGAAAAAUGUCCAGAUUCUCUCUAUCCACGUGGGUGCUCCCCAUACCCCACACGGUGAGGGCCAAUGAGAUGAAAUCUCCACUAGAGGUUGGAUGGGUGGAGAUUCUAAUUCAUUGGUGCUCCCCCUGUGGGGAGCAACCACGCGGGUAAAGGAUCAACUGCACUUAAGAAUCAUGUGCAGGUUUGAAUUAGGGGUGUUAAUCGAUCGGUUAAGUUUUGAUAGAAUUUGGUUUGGUUUGAUCUGUUAUUUUAUCGGUUUUUCGUUUUUUUUGGAGUUUGAUUUUAUUUCGGUUACAUGUAUGCAUAAGGAAAUUAAUGAAAAAAAUAUUCUACCUUUUUUGGGUUUUCGGUUUUUA